Molecule: messenger RNA, 3531 nt
Organism: Brettanomyces nanus
Lineage: Eukaryota; Fungi; Ascomycota; Pichiomycetes; Pichiales; Pichiaceae
Exons: 1
Coding region: 1-3531 (1176 amino acids)
Biological process (GO): protein deubiquitination
Molecular function (GO): cysteine-type deubiquitinase activity
Source: RefSeq, a predicted model, not a curated record
AUGUCAGAGAGCUCUGAUACCACGGAGGCCUACGAAGAAGCCAAAGAAACGCAGGAUAAUACGGACUCCAAUGGGGAGCCGGGUCUGGAGUCUAAUGUGGAGCCCAAUGUGGAGCCCAAUGUGGAAUCUGCUUAUAAUAUAUUACAGCAACGUCGUGUAGAGGCGAGAAAGAUUGAAUCUGAGGAAUCGCAGAAGACUAAGGAGGGUGAUAAAUUGUGUGCUGUUCCCAAGGGAUGGCUGGAGAGAUUUUUCAGUGAGUCAUUUGACGAGUCUGCGCAGGAUAUUGAUAAUGAAUUGGGGCGUUUAUCAUCCAGAGGCAUCUUGGAUGAGACUGGCGUGGUACUAACAAAAGAUUUUGAUUUUAUUUCAAGAAAACUGUUUGAUCUACUAUGCCAAUGGUACGGAUGGAAAGAUGGGGAUCCAGUGGUGGAAAGAGAAGCAUAUUUCAACGCUGAAAAGGCACAGAUGGACGUCGAGACUUGGCCCUUAUACAUAAUUCUCCACGUUCUUACUGCCAAUGCGUCUCAAGUCAAUCGAUUCAGUAGUGUAGACGCUACACCAUUUUUAGUUUCGAGCCACAGCACUGCCAAGCACUUGAAGGAAACUGUGGAGAGAACAUACGACGUGGAUCGUCGGGCCAAAACGAGAAUAUGGCAGAUUGCCGUGAAGGAUGGCUACAACUUUCCUUCAGUGGUGCUCCCGAGCUUUGAAGAGACCAUUACCGAAAGUAUGCUAAUACAUACUGGCGGCAAAUAUGGCCUUCGAACGUUGGAAGAGAGUAAGGUUCGCUCGGGGCACAUUUUGAUGGAGUUGCAACAGCCUGACGGAUCUUAUCUCAUGGAUACUGCAUCCGAAUUGAUGCUCGAUGACGGUUUGGUAGGUUUAAACAACUUGGGGAACACCUGUUACCUGAAUUCGGCAUUGCAAUGUCUUGUUCAUAUCCCUGAACUGACUUACUAUUUUCUCUACGACUACUACAAGAAGGAAAUUAACAAGGAGAAUCCGUUAGGCAGUCAGGGUAAGAUGGCCGAAGCUUACGGGACGCUUGCCAAACACUUGUUUGAUAGAAGGCUGAUCGGUCAACAGACUUCUUUUGCACCUCGUGAUUUCAGGUAUACUAUAGGAUUUUUCAACUCAAUCUUUUCGGACUAUAGACAGCAGGAUUCACAGGAAUUCAUCGCAUUUUUGCUUGAUGGGUUGCACGAGGAUCUCAAUAGGGUGAUACAGAAGCCGUAUGUGGAGAAACCAGAGCUUCCACAGGGGAAGGUUGAGGAUCAAGAGGAGAUUAGAAAGCUUGCAAGACAAUGCUGGUUAGCUCAUAAGAAGAGAAACAAUUCUGUGGUGAUUGACUUGUUCGUUGGUCAAUAUAAAUCGACCUUAGUCUGCCCCGAGUGUGGAUAUGUCAGUAUCACAUUUGAUCCUUACAACGAUCUCACACUUCCCCUUCCUAUCACUCGAAAGUGGAAUCACAAGGUGAAGAUAUUAUUUCAAGAGGGUAGACCGAAGCUGUUCGAGGUGGAUUUGCCGAGAUCUGCCACUUUUUAUGAUCUGAAAGCUUACGUUUCGAGAGCCAUUGAUGUUCCAAUGAAUGAGAUCAUCUGUUUGGAAGUAUUUCAAUCACAGGUUUAUAAAAACUAUGAGGACAAGGAUUCAGAUACUCGUUAUUUGCCCAUUUCAGAUCUUAUCAGCAAAGGUGACGAUAUAUGGUUCUAUCAGGUAUGUCACGAGCCAGGCGAUUUGGUGGUUCCUGUGUUUAGCACCGUUCUUGGAGGCCCUUUGCUGAAAAAUAAAGUAUUCGGCAUUCCAUUUUUCAUCACGUUGAAUGAAAAGGAAAGAAAUUCAUACGGUGCCAUAAGAGAGAAGUUGGAAAAACGGUAUACACAAUUAUCCACGUAUCAGUACUUUGAGAAGGUGAGGUCACAAUCGAAAGGUGAAUAUUCUUUGGACGACUUUGAUAAGCUUGAUGAUAUCUUGAAGAAGGAACUUGAAGAGUACGAUGAAGAGGAUGAUUUGGCUUCUAUUAUUUCAUCGGCUAAUCCUGAACUUCCUGGUGAUUGUGCAUUUCACGUGAAGCUGUUAGGCGGCGGUCCUAAAGUGAGGACCAGGAGAAGUUUUGGAAGCAGAUACGGGCACCACGUAGGAUAUCAUAGCUUUGCAUUUGGUCAGCAGGCCAGAUGCAAGGAAAUAGGGAAAGAUGAGGACGACGAAGACGAUGGCGAAGGUGACGAUGAUAAUUUAUGGAUUCCUGAGACUAAUGGAAAUUUUGAUGGUCUGCAAGAUUUGUUGGACAAGCUUGAUCCUUUGAAGGCUGCAUUAUAUACUUAUCAUGCAAUUGAUGAUAAAGAUGAAACUGAGAAAGGAGAGGAAGGAGAGGAAGGAGAGGAAGUCGAAGAAGAAGAUGAGCUCAUGAGAAGAGACCAAGAUGGUGAAGAGGAUUCGGAUGCAAUGGACGAAGAAGCAGAGGAAGAAGAAGAAGAAACAGGAGAAACAGCAGAGGUGAUCGAGGUCGACGGAAACGAUAAAGAUAUGGCUAUUUCUGACAGUUCUUCUGGAUCCAAUGUGACAGAAGAAGUGAAGUAUAUCUCUUUAGUAGAAGAUAAAAUGGCAUUAGUUUGUCAGUGGGAGCCAGAACUUUUCGAUGUGUUUUUCACUGGACUUGAAGAUGAAGAAGAUGGAGGACGUGAGACAUGGACUCAUCCUCCAAUACUUCAUAACGCCGAACUUGAAGACAACCGGAAAGAGGCUGCUUUGAAACGCAAAAAGACAAUCGACUUAGACGACUGUCUCGAUAUGUUUUCAAGGCCGGAGGUUUUAGGUGAACGGGAUUUAUGGUACUGUCCCUAUUGUAAGGGGCAUCGACAGGCUACCAAGAAAAUCGAGAUUUGGUCAGUUCCAGAUAUUCUUACAAUUCAUUUGAAGCGGUUUGAAUCGAGCCGGAGCUUCAGUGAUAAGAUAGAUGCUGUUGUAGAGUUUCCUAUCGAAGGCUUGGAUCUAUCUAAGUACGUGACAGAUGGAGAAGCACAUGAUGAUCUCUUAUAUGACUUGUUUGCUGUGGAUAAUCACUUUGGGGGUAUGGGAGGUGGACAUUACACAGCAUAUGUGAAGAAUUUUGUGGAUGAUAAAUGGUAUUAUUAUGAUGACUCCCGGGUGACGGUUGCAAACCCAGUUGACUCUAUUCGAGGAAGUGCCUACUUAUUAUUUUACCGUAAAAGAACGAGUGGACCAGUUGGAGGAGAAUAUUUCAGGAAGAUGGAGGAAGAGAUCAGUCAAAAACGAGCCGAACGGGAUGAGAAAUUGAAGGAACUUAGCAAAAUGGAGGAAUUAUUAGGAGAUGAAGAUGGAGAGAGGGAAGACACGAGCGAAUAUGGAAGCAGUGGAAGUGAUAUAGAUGGUACGGUUAAAAGAAGGAAGAAGAUGGGAGCUAUAAUGAUGGGACGAUCAUCAUCAGAUAACGUAAACUCGCCAUUAAGUGACAGAGAAGAAGUUAUGAGCACAGUCAGCUCGACUGCGAAUGCACCGGAUAUCGAGUAG